Molecule: messenger RNA, 3039 nt
Organism: Colletotrichum chrysophilum
Lineage: Eukaryota; Fungi; Ascomycota; Sordariomycetes; Glomerellales; Glomerellaceae
Exons: 2
Coding region: 1-3039 (1012 amino acids)
Source: RefSeq, a predicted model, not a curated record
AUGCUCUUCAACGUCCCUCGCUCGUCUCGUGCGGGUGGCCUCCAAGUGAGAGCCCUCGCCAACAACCAUGCGAAGGCAAGCCAUUACGGCCAGACUCGCGGCUUUCGCUUCCGCGCGUGGUCCACCUACCUAGACCCCGAGUUCCAACGACAGCUGCGACAGCACCAGCGCAACGUGACCUACAAGUAUAUGGAGUCAAUCAACCGAAAGAUAUCAUGGGACCCAAGCUCGCGUGGCGAGGAUUCAAGAAUACUCAUGAAGAAGAUGAUGUCGCAGUGCUGGAUUAGACACGGUCACACCCAUUCGAAAGGAAGCCGCGGGCCGAGCGAUAAAGCAAGCGGCGAAGAAGGAGUUCGCCCUGGUCAAAACAUUGAAGACGUCGAGCGCGGUGCUAUCAACGCUUUAUUCUCUUCCAAGCGAACGGGACCCUACGAAUAUGACUUGUGGCAGUCACCCCUGCAGAACAUUCGCAACUACCUGGGUAGCCAGACUCGCGGCAAGUCGACGACCUCGGCCAGCCGGGGUGCGGAGUUCGAAAUUGAUCCUAUCACGAAUCGAAGGGUUUCACCAGAUUCGGCCGUUGAAAGUAGUUCCGCCGCAGCCAACGAGCCGUUCUACGAGGACGGCCCACCUCCGCCGGAAGAGCUUAAGCGGUACGGUCAGGUCCCGCUCGAUGGUACCCCGUGGGCCGACAGUGGAGAUGCGGGGGCCCCGCAGUAUUCGGACCUGGACAAGUACAAGCCCGUGAUGGACGAGAAGCUCGAUGCGGGACAACAGAAACCAGCAGCGUCCGAAUACGACGACCUGCAUAAGUACACACCAGUAGGGCUGAAGGACUUUAUCAAGGACGACGAAGCCGGACAGCCAAAAUAUGAGGACCUUCACAAGUAUUCCAACCCAUCCCUCUCUGACGGGCCCCCUGAGGAGCUCUCUCAGCCUGCCUACGAAGACCUCGAUAAGUACCGCCCUGUGAUGCACAAUGAGGACGCAGAAGUCCCCGAAGCACAGGAGAGGUAUUCGGAUCUGAAUAAGUACGGGCCAGUGAUGCACAACGAGGACAAGGACGCCAAGGAUACGUUGUCCUACGACGACCUACACAAGUAUGGCCCUAGUGGUUACAACGAGGCCGAGGGCGGCGCUCGCCCCUUGAGUGCCGAGGAGAAGUCGAAAGACUACGACGAUCUACAUAAAUACGGCCCUAUGGGGUACAACGAGCCCCAUGGAGCGCCCCCUGUGCAUCCCGAGGAGGCUUCCAAAGCAUACCCUGACCUGGAUCAGUAUGGGCCCAUGGCGUACAACGAGCCGUUCGGUCGGGCACCCAUACACCCAGAAGAAGCCUCCAAGGCUUAUACGGACCUAGGAAAGUACGAGCCUGUGGGCUGGAACGAACCGCACGUGCAUCCGGAAGAGGCCUCCAAGCAGUACACCGAUCUGGGUACCUACGGCCCGGUUUCCUUCACUCGAGGUGGGAAGGCACCGGAGGGCGUUACUGCCACAGUUGCUCCAGAAGACUUGGCUCGUCACAGGCCUGUUCAAUACGACGAGCCCGAGGGUCAACGUCCCAAGCCAGAUUGGGAUCAGACUGCGUUCGAUGAGGCGAAGAAAUAUGAGUCAUAUCGGCACAACGAGCCAGAUGGACAGCCGGUCGAGAUCAUAGAUCCUGUAUCUAAAGGCCUAAGCGAUUUUGACGCGGAAAUUGCGGCAAAGGCGUCAAGGACGACGACGGCGGCAGCAACAGCAACAGCAGCAGGGGCGACUACAGGAACGGCAGGGGCGAGCAAGCGCCUCCUCACCACCUCCGCGACAGACCAAGAAAGAGCUGACGAUUUGGACCUGCUGCGCGCAAGCGAUAUUCGAGCCAAGAUCCCGACCUCUUCUGGCCAGUCUCGUAGGGGUUACAGCACUACUAACCGGCAAAUGCUCGAGGCUGACCUACCGCGGUACGAAGUGAAUUGGGAUAUUUCAAGCAAGGCAGCUCGCGUGAGUCUGCGCAAGGCUAAAAACAGGGCGUGGGAGAACAUCCAACCCAAGGAAGACUUGACCGGCAACUAUUUCAGGGAUUUUCCAGAGGAUUUCUCCAGAUCAUGGACCAAUAUUGUGGCGGAAAGCCCAAAGGCAGAGGACAGCAAGUAUCAGAGCCCCCAGGGUGAUGACGUCGAAGCUGCUUCCUUCGAUGAGAGCUUUCCGAAAUUGGAGCCGGCGUUGAACAGGGCCUCUGCUUUCAAGUCGCAACGUGUAGCAGGAAAGCAGGGUCUGCCUGAUAUGUACUCUACAGAGCCCCAGGGCCUUGAGCUGAGCUACUCUGAGGAGUGUGGUGGCAAGCAAACCUGGCCUUCCUAUGUGCGAUCGUACGGCACAGCGUCAGACGCCGCCGCAGAUGCUGCAGCUUCGGAGAGUGUGUCGACCUCGGCCAAGGAGGAACUUCGUGAGCCUGUUGUUUACAAGAUUCUCGCCUACGACCCGACGAUGCAAACCAUCAACACAGCAGAGACUACUUCGGUGGUACCUGACAGCGCGACGCCACUGACACCGGCCGAGGUUCUCCUCCGCUUGUCCAACCCGACAAAGUUCUUCCCCUACUUCAGCCCGCUCCAGAAGGAAGGCUACGAAAUCGUCUCCGGAAGCGGAGACGUCCUGGUUUUCCGCAAGGUCCGCGAGGCAGAGAUCACCCCUUUCACUCCUACGAUCGAAAAGCCGACGACCUACCAGGCUCCAAAGGUGAACCCCAUCGACAUGAUGGGGAGCGACCCCGUGGUACCAAGCGCUUACUCCUCGAGUCCAACAGGCUAUCUGAACUAUGAUUAUCCGGGAGCGGAGGCGGAGGACAAACCCCCACCACCCUUUAGCGCAGUGAGGAGACGCAACACGAUUUCAUGUGACCGUCAGGAUUUUGAGGCUCCUCGAAGGCCGAAGAAGCGCAGGGCCAGGAAGAUUCUUCUUGGCGCUGCGUGGGUCGGCGGGAUCUCAUACGCUAUUGGUGUGGUUGGGGAGUAUUUCAACACAGGAGGCGAGGACGGUCGUGGCCCCAAGAGGCUGUAG